GUGCUGUUCCUACGUGGGGCGCCGAGGAGGAGGACCCCAGGCCAUCUCCAUUGGCAAAAACUGUGACAAAUUUGGCAUUGUGGUGCACGAGCUGGGCCAUGUCAUCGGGUUCUGGCACGAGCACACGCGCCCUGACCGGGAUGACCAUGUCUCCAUCAUCCGGGAGAACAUCCAGCCAGGGCAGGAAUACAACUUCCUGAAGAUGGAGCCAGAGGAGGUGGAGUCGCUGGGGGAGACGUAUGACUUCGACAGCAUCAUGCACUACGCCAGGAACACCUUCUCCAGGGGGAUCUUCCUGGACACCAUCCUGCCCAAGUACGACGUGAACGGCGUCCGACCUGCCAUCGGCCAGAGGACACGGCUCAGCAAGGGGGACAUCGCCCAGGCCCGCAAGCUCUACCGCUGCCCAGCCUGUGGGGAGACACUCCAGGACAGCCAGGGCAACUUCUCCUCGCCAGAAUUCCCCAAUGGAUACUCUGCCCACAUGCACUGUGUCUGGAGGAUCUCUGUCACCCCUGGAGAGAAGAUCAUCCUGAAUUUCACCACCCUGGACCUGUACCGAAGCCGCCUGUGCUGGUACGACUACGUGGAGGUGAGAGACGGGUUCUGGAGAAAGGCCACGCUGCGAGGCAGGUUCUGCGGGAACAAGCUACCUGAGCCCAUCAUCUCCACCGACAGUCGCCUCUGGGUCGAGUUCAGGAGCAGCAGCAACUGGGUGGGCAAAGGCUUCUUCGCUGUCUAUGAAG
Acanthisitta chloris (rifleman) is the source of this 746-nucleotide messenger RNA. RefSeq names its product bone morphogenetic protein 1. Gene Ontology annotation, biological process: proteolysis. Gene Ontology annotation, molecular function: zinc ion binding; metalloendopeptidase activity. The record is from RefSeq and is a predicted model, not a curated record. NCBI's taxonomy places the organism in Eukaryota, Metazoa, Chordata, Aves, Passeriformes, Acanthisittidae. The annotation marks the transcript as partial. The transcript has 6 exons.